AUGGGAUCAUUAGGUGUAUCCGUAUUAUGCAAUGCAAUAACUAACUACAUUCACAACAAUUUGAUAUUUAAUGAAGGGGCAUCAUACAUAGGCUCAGCUCUAACAAAAUGUCACAAUCUCUCUAAUCUAACUCUCAGUUUAUAGCGGACUUAAAUUGGUGAUGAAGGCAUUUUAGAUUUAGGUUCUGCUUUAUAAAAGUGUUCUAAUAUCACAUUUUUGGAACUUUUUCUAAGGUGA
Tetrahymena thermophila SB210 is the source of this 237-nucleotide messenger RNA. RefSeq lists its product as hypothetical. NCBI's taxonomy places the organism in Eukaryota, Ciliophora, Oligohymenophorea, Hymenostomatida, Tetrahymenidae. The record is from RefSeq and is a predicted model, not a curated record. The transcript is spliced from 3 exons.